This is a messenger RNA of Rotaria sp. Silwood1, 774 nucleotides long. The record is from the annotation of a GenBank genome assembly. Lineage: Eukaryota; Metazoa; Rotifera; Eurotatoria; Philodinida; Philodinidae.
AUGACAUUUGCUUCAAUUGAAUCUGAAACAGCCACCUUUUUUAAUAUUACAUCAGUACAAGUUAAUAUUUUGGCCAUUAUAUUUUUCUUUCUCUAUAUACCGGGUACGGCUUUGGCAAUAAAGGCGUAUCAAAAGUUUUCCAUGCGCAAUGGAAUGAUCAUCGGUGCUCUUCUAAAUUCGGGCGUAUGGAUUCGUCUAUUCGCACUCAUCUCACCUAAUCGUGGCUACGCAGCUCUUGUGAUUGGUCAAAUUUUUCCGUCUAUGGCAGGACCUUUCUUUCUGAACUUGACCGCAGAAUUCGCUGCUCGAUGGUUUCCACCAAAACAGCGUGAUAUUGCCACGGCUUUAUGUUCUAUGGCCAAUCCAUUAGGUGGUGCUGUCGGUUCUCUUCUACCAUCGCUCGUUGUCAUUGAUGGUUCAUCAUCGCACCAAUUUUUCCUUCUUUUAUUGAUUGAAGCUGCUUUCACUACAUUGGCAGCAUUCUUAGUUAUUGUCGUCAUUCGAUCAGAACCUCCAUCGCCGCCAUCACCUUCAGAAGAGCAUCAUCAAUCGAUCGAUAUCAGGGAAGAUCUUAAGCGUUUGCUAACUAAUCGUCACUAUCUUAUUCUUCUCUUCGGCUUUGCUCUUGGAUUUGACCAGCAUCAGCUCGGAAAAUCAUCCAACCUGUCAAAUGCAAAACACCCGAAGUAUGGUCCUGAUCGCUCUACUAAUCUUCGUCUUGAUCGUGAUGAUGAUGAUGCUGAUAGAGAUGGUUAUGAUGACGACUGGGAUUGA